GUGCUUAACCCGGACUUUCACUUAAGUGUACAAGUAAGACGCAUGUGUCAUGAAAUGUUAUAGAAAAUAAAAUGUGCUAUCGUCAGUGUCUUAAUAAGUGUUUGUGUGUCUGUUUAUUGUUAAUAACCGUAAGCAAGGCGUUAGUCCUGCGCGCAUACAUCUCACAGUAUGGACUUCACGGUGAGAUUGAGUUCUCCCAGAAGAACGAAUCUCUCAUUAGCAUCAGAACAAAUCUGAAACCAACUCUCGAAUUCCCUGACGGUGUCUGGAGAUGGACCAUUCACGAAUACCCAGUUGACUAUAGAGACAUCUCCAGCGAAAGAUGUUCUGAAAAGAGUCUUGGUGGAGAAGUAAUUGAUCUUACAGAAGAAUUAGGAUUCCUAGUCAUACCAGGAAAGGAUCAUGCCGAGUUUGAAAGUAAAAACUAUCUAACUGGCCCUAUUGGAAUAUGGGGAAAAAGUAUAGUUUUAGAAACAGCUGAAAGGGACAGAGUCAUAUGUGCGUCUAUAGUUUCAGUAGAGAAGAUGUAUGAACAGCAUGCGAUAGCAAAAUUUUCUUCACCAAUUGCAGGAACAUUGCAUUUUAGAUGGAUAUUCGAUAAGGAAUUUGAUGAAAUGGAUUCGUAUGUUCAGUCAGAUUUAUAUCAUACGAAUGCUGUUCUUGAAAAGGGGUAUACUGAGCAUAAAUGGAAACUUUUCGUGACUGAUAUUUUCGAUGCUGAUAAAGGGAACUAUGAGGAUAAUUGCAAUGUACUACAAGUUGUCUUUGAUCCGGAGAAUAGUGGAGAUGGGAUGAGUGUGGGUGAUCUUGAUAGUCGGCUGGGGCUUAUAAAGGUAGCCGCUGAUCCAAAUAUCCAGAAAACUAGAAAGCUAUAUAAGGACGAGGUUCUAAAUAUACUUAGGAAUGAUAUGGACGUGACUAAGAGAAGUCUCUACGUUGUUAUUUAUGAUAAUAGGCACACAGAUAGCUUUCUUGCAUGUGCUAAAUUACGAAAGGCACCACCCAAAAGUUACAAGGCUUUGAUAAACCAAGAUGGUAUUCGUGGUACCGUAGAGUUCACCCAGCGUUCCCCAUACGAUCCAACCUGGAUCAACUUCCAGCUUGCAGCAUCGGACCAGGAGUACGAGUCGAACCUGAGGUUUGUGAGCUCGGUAACCCAGUACAGCAUCAGAGAACUUCCGCCCAAACUGUACGAAGCCAGGAUGUGGGACAGCAGAUGCAAUACGACCGGAGGAAUAUAUAACCCACUUGGAAUUGAACUGAAAUCUGUGCCUCCACCAGGUUUGGGCACACAGAAUCAGUAUGCAAUAGGCGAUCUUCUCGGCAAGUAUAAAGGCAGAACUGAAUACUUGAACCACAAAUAUCUGCUCCCUGGACUUGCGAAUGAGCUGAGCGGUUCCUAUUGGGACGUGUUCCUGCCUCUGACUGGACUGUACAGCAUCAUGCAUAGAGCUCUCGUUGUAACUAGACGUCCACCAAAGCAAGAGAUUUGCGCCACAGUUCUCUCGUACGAGCCCGGAACUCAGUACCAGACGCCCAUGAGUUCUGCCAUUGUCAUCUACCGCUACCCCAUCGUCGGUACAGUUAUCUUUAGACAACCCCUAGGCAGACCUUGGGAGGACACUACCAUCAUUAUCGAGAAUAUGAUACAUUCUGACGGUGCAAACAUCAACAAUACGGUUGAGCACCGCUGGGCUAUCCACGAGAACCCGCCAGGGUCUGACUACUACAACUGGACCGGACGAUGUCUCAGCACGGGCCGCGUGUACGAUCCCCACAAGAUAGACACGGACACCAGACACCCAGAGCAGUACUGCAGACCUGGCAUGGAAGGACUUUGUAGAGUUGGCGAUUUUACCACCAGACAUGGGAUGCUUAAUGUAGCGGGGAAGAAAAAAGAUGGGCCGAGACUAACCCGACGCCUGUUUACUGAUACAGUGGUGGGGCUGGCUGGGAAGUACUCCAUCAUGAGGAGGUCUCUACUCAUCUAUGAUGACCACGGACCCGUGGCGAGGGGAGAAAGGAUGGCUUGUUCAAUGUUAAAUGGCCUCCAUCGUCGCAAGGCAGUGAUCCGUGACUGGUUCGGUAACGGCGAAGGCAUUUCCCUCAGCGGAAAGUUCGAGAUGAUUCAACAGACUGAGUAUGACGUUACCAACGUAGAAGUCACGCUUGAUGGCCUGCCUGGUGACGUCAGCAACUAUAAAAUACAUGUCACGCCAAUUGAACGAGAAUUGGAGUUUCCUUGCGAAAAGACGACCAUCUAUGACACAUACAAUCCUUUUAAUGUUAGCAAGGCUUUGAGCCCGCCUCCUACGAAAGGUACAGCAGACCAAUAUGAGCUGGGAGACCUGGGCAGUAAGUACGGCCUGCUGGAACAGAAGAAAAAAUUUAUGGAUGUUUACAACGAGACGCAACUGUCAUUGUUUGGGCCUUACAGUAUCCUCGGGAGAUCUGUCGCCAUUCACAAAACGAGUCGCGACCGGCGCUGGGCUUGUUCUUCGGUAGAGCGAGGGUAUAGUCCAUCGGAAGCGAGGGAGAUCAGAGGCAUAGCGUCAUUUCAUCACCCGGGGGGAUUCGCGUAUGGGUACAUCCGGAUGACCCAGCUGGUGCACAAUGAUGGUAGCACUAGUGAUACCAUCAUUGAAGCGAAGCUAAGGCACCCGGGCCAGUAUGACAGGAAUUUGACUCUUAAUCACCGGUGGGAGAUAUUCGUGAACCCCGUAGGAGUGGACGCGGCUGUGAAGGUAACGAACACCAGGUGUGUAGCCGGAGGUUACAGGUGGAACCCCUACUUCACACAGUUGGCUGAUCCACUUAAUCACAACUUGUACGAUCAAGAGUGUGGAGCCGAUAACCCUCUUCGCUGCGACGUUGGUGAUCUUACAGCCAGACUUGGGACUAUUAACCUCGGCGGUGAACGUCAGAUAUUUGUGGACAGUAGCUUCCCGCUAGAGGGCACUGUGUCCGCCGUGGGACGUUCGAUAGUAUUAUUUGGACCAGAGAGAAGUGGGGAGAAGUUCGCCUGUGCCAACAUCCUGCCAGACAAAGAUAUCAUCAAGUUCGUGAACAUUAUGAAACCACCUAGAUUUGUAUUGGGCAUGUUCCUACAAGAAGUGCGGAAAGUGAUGGGCGUCCCAGAAUGGAUGGUCGGUGUGGACUCACGCCGCACUAGAGUCCUGCACGCUGGGGCCUGUAUCCAGAUCUUGUUGCACUUCCAGGGUCCUGAUGCAAGUCAACUCGAACUAGAUUUCACCAGAUUGCUGGCGUCAGGAAGGCUGGACUCUCCAAGUAUAUUUAUACCAGGCUUCGUGAACACGAAGAGAAAGAAAACGAUUUCCUACAGACAGUGUGGAGUUACGGAUCCUAAUGAAAAGAAAAAAAACACGUUUUUCUUCUCAAGGCCAUCGUCAGCAUGUCGAGCGUGGAGUAACGCUGUAGUUAAUAUUAUAAUUGUGAUCUCUGUUUACUGUUUAAUAUAGUUUGAUUGUAUUUAUUGAUUUGUAAAUAUAGUUUUAUGAAUUUA
Molecule: messenger RNA, 3523 nt
Organism: Leptidea sinapis
Lineage: Eukaryota; Metazoa; Arthropoda; Insecta; Lepidoptera; Pieridae
Gene: Rsod
Exons: 17
Coding region: 72-3479 (1135 amino acids)
Biological process (GO): superoxide metabolic process
Molecular function (GO): metal ion binding
Source: RefSeq, a predicted model, not a curated record